Molecule: messenger RNA, 2304 nt
Organism: Symbiodinium sp. CCMP2592
Lineage: Eukaryota; Dinophyceae; Suessiales; Symbiodiniaceae
Source: the annotation of a GenBank genome assembly
AUGCGGAAAGGUCAAUGGACUGCUCCCGCGCCUGCUGUGUAUGGUAAAGGCAGGCCCGGCAAGAUCCCCGUCGGUGGCGGGCCGCUGAUACCGCCUGCCGGCUACAAGGGUGCUGCUCCUGCGGCCUUCAGCAACAAACAGUCGCAGAACUGGCAGCAGCAGCAGCAGCAGCAGCAGCAGUCCUGGCAGGGGCAAGGGCAGAAGGAGGACACGGGGCCACCUCGAGUCCUCAACUUGCAGCUGUUUCAGGAGUCACAGUUGACUACGCAAGGAUUUCCUCCAGAGGCACCUGCCAUUGUUUACGACAAGUCAAUGCAUGUGUUCAGCUCCGCGCACUCAAUACUGCAGGAGAUUGUGGGUGACAUAAGUGUGGAGGUGGAGAUACACCACGAUACGGAGUGGGACAUUUUUCCAGAAAUCGGGGAGUCCAUAAGACAUGCAGGCGGCGAGGAGCUGUGCUUCAGCGUCGGAACCUGCCCGAAUCAGGGCAGGUGGGCAGUUGGCAUUGCGAAUGGCUGGAAAGGCCGCGAAACUGCUGUGAAGCUCGCUCUGGGCUUCUCCUUGCUGGCCGACCGAUCACCCGAUGAGCUGGAGAAUUUCUGCAAGAACUAUCCGGAAUUCAGGGUAAUGGUGGCCGAAGCUGGCCUAUUGCCUUCAAGAGGCCCGCCAAAGAGAAGUGCAUUCAAUGCGUCACAGGCCCAGGCCCAACAGUGGCAAUCAAGUCCUAAGCAGAACUCUUGGUCCGCUCCUCCUGCUCCGGCUGGUGGAGGAUUCCCCAAAUUCGUCUGGGCUUCGCUGGACAACACAGCAGGUCUCGUGCAGGAAGGACUGCCUGCGGAAGGCUUGUGUGUUUACCACGACAAGCAGUUCGCGGAUCUCUUCAGAAAUGGCCAGUACGUCUUGCAAGAGGCAUGCGCACUUCGCAGGCAGAGAGGACCGUUGCAGAUCCCGGAGGAUGAUGACAUCCUGUGGCGGUCCAGCACCUGGUCAGGCGAGACACAGAUCAAGCCUCAACUCCUGGAGGAGAUUCCUGGUCCAUUGUACACUGACUCGAAGUGCUAUGGCGGGCGAUUCACCUAUGCACAGUGGCGGAAAUUCUUUGCGCAGGAGCGUAAGAAAGGCAUGCAGCAGGAUGCGAGCGGGCAGAUCAUUGAAGCUGGCAGAUCCCAAGAUUUUUCUUGGAAUGCUUUCAUACAGUUCUUCCGACCCGAGAUCUGGCUCCUUGUGCUGUUGCAUGCGGAUGCUGCAGCACUGCGAGCCAUAGCCAGCUGCUGCCGUGGUUUCCAGCAGAUCACCGUUCCAUGGAGGUGUCGGGGCAGCCCCUCUUCCGGAGCAGAGUUGGAGAAGCCCGAGAUGCCGGUGGUGCAGCUAGCCGCAAGGCUGCGCUGCGGCUUGCCACUGGCCGAGGAGCUAUUGCAUCUUCCAAAUCAGAUCCAGCUUCCAAGCACAUGCCGCUCUUGGCUGGACUUGCUCCACCAGCAGGAGAUCGAAGGUGCAUGGCUCUGUCUUGUGCAUGCGGGCGGCAUGGGAGACGAUGUCGAAGAGGUGCAGGUGGUCGAGGAUUUUUGCCAGGCUGUCGCGGUUGCAGAGCAGUGGAGCGAAAAGGUGCCACGGCCACAGCAUGUCGUGAUUGCGCUGCUUCCAUCUGCACAGCAGCAUUCGACGGCCGAGCAGAGUGUGUGCAUUAGGAAGGCUGUGAAGAUCAUCGGACUGCCGCUGCCCGUCUUGACUGGUGCAGGUGAAAUUGAGCUCCGUUCGCGCUGGCAGGCCCCAGAACCUCCCGGCCAGUGGAAGGCAUACCUCCCAAUGCUUCGCCUACGACACGUAGAAGUCGCGCUCGACGUCGAUGGUUGCGUUGAGAUUCAAAACUGCAUCUUGUGUGGCUCGGGAGCCACUGCUGCCAGACCCUCCGGGGUCUGUGACUCCGUUUUACGGGUUCAGAAAGGCAUCUGCCUUGUGGCUGAUUGCGAGGUACGAAUGAAACAGGGUCAUGCAGGAUUUGGAGUUGUUGUCGGGCCUGAUGCCGCGUCCUUCACGGCUGGUGUCGCGAAGCCUCACUGCAUGCUGAAACGUGUAGAAAUCACUCAUGCGACUACCGCAUGCAUCUGUUACAUGGGCGGCCAGCUGACCAUGGAGGAUGAGUGCACACUUCAGGACUGUGAAGUCGGGAUCAGCGUUUGCGACCAGGGCUCCAUCGUCUUCAUUGCGGGGAAAUUGCGCAUGGCAUGCCGAGACGGUGGACGCAAGUUUGAGCAGGUAUCUGGUGGUAUCGUGACAACGGCAACAAACCUUCAGAGCACCUAG